Molecule: messenger RNA, 790 nt
Organism: Bombyx mandarina (wild silkworm)
Lineage: Eukaryota; Metazoa; Arthropoda; Insecta; Lepidoptera; Bombycidae
Gene: AST-C
Product: allatostatin C
Source: RefSeq, a predicted model, not a curated record
GCACCAUCGGCGACUGCAAGCUCACCACAGUCACGUGCUCACAAAGUUUGCGAAGUCUCCUCUGAAGCUCUUGUUGGCGUUUAGGCGAAGAUGAAAUUCAUAAGGAACAAUCUGGGCUUGGCCGUUUUGUUUGGGGUUUUUGCCCUCCUGGUGGUCACGAAUUCGGCUCCAAUGGAUCCUGACGAAGAUCAGUCGGAAAGCUCUGUGGUCGGUCACACGGAUAAUGAAGUUGACCUAUCUGGAUCCUGGGAUGCUGUUGAUGCUGCUGCACUGAGGAAACUCUUGACGGAUCUUGGCGUUGAAGAUAGAAUGACCCGCGUGGCGCGAUCAUGGCCUCAGGCUACAGAGCCCCGCGGCUGGGCUAUGAGGAACGUGGAUGGUAGAUUGGUGCGACCAUGGAGGGCGGACAAAAGACAAGUCCGUUUCCGGCAAUGUUACUUCAAUCCCAUCUCCUGCUUCCGCAAGUGAAUAAAUAACACGACUUUUACCCCGGCUUUCGCCCUAUGACCUAGAAAUAUAAAUGCUUCUAAAUCAGAUCUGUUUUGUCUUUUACCACAUUAACUAUUCAAAAGACUACAUUUAAAAAAAAAUCGUUAUAGUCUAGAAAAAUUAGUAACUAUCUAGGCCAUAGGUAAACUAGAUAUAAGGAUCAUAAUAAUAUUUUAGUGAAGACUUUUAUUUGAUCAGUGUGUUCGCAAUGCGACUCCAAUGUAAACUAUGAUACAUUAUCACUUUAAUAUAUACUUCAGUAAGUCUUAUUAAAAAAUAAAUAACAUAUUUCUUAGCCUAU